AUGGCGCCGCUGGCUUCCUCAAAGAGAACACUUAACCCUCGAACUCCUCGACCGCAACCGAAGGUCCUCAGAACUAGCCAGACUGAAGACCCAGCCGUCAACAGUGAACCACCUCCAAAGAGGCGGAGGUAUGUUCCUGGGGGGCCAGGCGGUGGAGGAAGAUAUGUUGACGUUGAUGGGAAUGAAACGCCUGCGAGAUUAAUAAGGGAAAUGCCUUCUUCGAAUUAUACGACUCCUCGAGUUCGACCUGUGCGCGAGCCUUCCAGCAACAAUGUCGUGAGGCGAACCCAGCCCACCACCCCUCCUGCCUCUAGUCGACCCAGGCGCGAAAAAAAUCAAACGCGAAGGUACAGUUCUGCUGCUGCCGCGGCCCUUGCUGUUGCGCAAGGUGAUGGUUACAAGCCUAGGGAAGAGAGGGGUUGGGAGGAAUUUCAUCCGGACCUUGAUAUCGAUGUAAAAAUCGCCGUUUUCAGCUCCGAUGAAGUCGACGGAAUCAAACCAAGCUCUACGCUCCCAAAUGGCCACUCAGGCAGAGGAACCGAUGAAAGCGGAGAUAGCGCCGUGGAAUUAUUACCAAAUGCCUCUACUCCCGUAAAGCGACGACCAGGGCGUCCACGAUUAAGUGAGACCUACACAAAUGGGAUUGGGACGCCCAACGGACCGAAAAUUGUACCCCCUCCUGGACCUAAUCCCCGCGAGAAACUUACCUUGCCUAAGCCAUCCUUUGUCCUUAAAGACCCGUUUCUUCCCUUCGAACAGAAGGGUGUUGGACAGCAGAAUUAUGUUGACCGCACCAUGGCAAGCGUUGGUUACCAAGAGAGUGAUAUUUUUCUUCGUCAUGAACGGCGAUUAAUUCGUAUGGCCGAAGGUGCGGCCGAGGAAGAUCUGGAUCUAAGCCCAUCGACGCCCGUUGACGGUGAGGCCAACACUACUAUUGGAAAUAUUGGAGUUGGAAGGGUGGAAUAUGAUAUGGAUGAACAAGAUGCCAAAUGGCUGGAGACGUAUAAUGCGCAAAGGAGGGAGGAACAGUUUGAGCCUAUCAAACCUGCUGUUUUUGAGAUUACCAUGACCAAAAUUGAAAAGGAAUGGCAUGCCUUGGAGAAGCGUAUACCGAAACCAAAUCCUAAACCACCACAAACACAACGGCCACGCUCAAGCUCUGCUGCUGCUGUUAACGGCGAACAUGCUGGCCCUGGGGAAGAGCAGGAUAGCAAAUGUGCAAUAUGUGACGAUGGUGAUUGUGAGAAUGCAAAUGCAAUUGUCUUCUGUGAUGGGUGCGACCUCGCGGUUCAUCAGGAAUGUUAUGGCGUCCCUUAUAUCCCCGAAGGCCAGUGGUUGUGUAGAAAGUGUCAACUGAUUGGCCGUGGAUCCCCAUCGUGCAUCUUCUGCCCUAACACCGAGGGAGCCUUCAAGCAAACGAACACCUCGAAGUGGUCACAUCUACUUUGCGCAGUGUGGAUACCUGAAGUCUCCAUUGGGAACCCAUCGUUAAUGGAACCGGUAAAUGAGGUCGAGAAAGUUCCCAGAAAUCGUUGGAAACUUACAUGCUACAUCUGCCGACAAAAAAUGGGAGCGUGCAUUCAAUGCAGCAACAAAAAUUGUUUUGUUGCUUUUCAUGUUACUUGCGCAAGGCGGGCUCGCCUAUAUUUAAAGAUGAAAUUAAUACCGGGAGCUCCGGCAGUCAUGGAAUCGAGCAGCUUAAAAGCAUUUUGCGACAAGCAUGUUCCACCGGACUGGAGAAGAGAACACAAUACCGAUGCUGCCACUGCAGAGGCCUUGGAAUAUUAUCGCAACACGAUGCAAGGCCGAAGGUGGGGCGAUAGUCAGGCUGCGGCUUUGGCUUUGGGCACAGAUUCACAAGACGGGAUUGACCCUGCCGGGGAGGACAAUCGAGCGAUUACACCUCGGAUUACACUUACAGUGGGCGGAAACAAACGCAAGCGCACUCUUCCAAAAACCAUUUGGAAAUUACCUUCCGGAGCGCCAGUUAUUCCUCAAGUCGUGUUGAACAGUGUCAUCGCGUCUCUACAGCGGUUUACGGUGCGACAACGGAAGCAGUAUGCUGAAGACGCCUGCAAGUAUUGGACCCUGAAACGAGAAUCUCGUCGGGGUGCAGCGUUGCUUAAACGGUUGCAGCUCCAACUUGAAACUUUUUCAUCCAUGGAAAUGACAAGACGUAAUUUUGCGGGAAUGGGAGUGGCCGGAACUGUUCGGCUCCAGCGUAGGAUCGCAUUUGCGGAUAAACUCUACUUGGAUCUUGACAGGGUUAGGAUGCUGUGCGACGAAGUGAAGAAGCGGGAGCGAGAAAAGCUCAAAGACGCGGAGAUACUGCGCAGCAUAGUUGAUUUGGUUUAUUUUCCCAUCCCUCCGAUGCUCUGGCCAAUGCUUGAGAAGGCAUUUGCGCUCGACGGGAAAGGUGCGUUCCGUCUCGGGCUACUAUCCAUUCGGUCAAAAUUAGAGCAACGAGCAUAUACCUCGGUUUCAUCAUUUUCUCGUGAUCUUGCCAACGUCUUCACCUCCGAAAUUGGGGUUGAUUCUGUGGGUGAUACAGCUGAAUUGCAAAUGCAGAUCAUGGGACGGGCCCCAGAACUUAGCUUAGAGCAAAGGGAAAAACGAAAACUUGCAAAACGGAUCAUCAAGGCGAUACAGCCAGCUUUGGAAGAUUCUCUGAGGAAGGAAAGCGAGUUGAACGGGAAGCCUUUUGAAAAGGAACUAAGAGAUUUGGAUGCCUUGUUGGAAGAUAGCGUCCUCUCGCAGAGGGGUUCAUUUGUUGCUACGCCCAGGGAGACGACAAAUGACGUUAAGACUACGGAGCGAGAUCCGCUGGUUAACGGGAUAAAGACCAAUGCUGAAGUCGAUCAGGCGGAUGCACAAGAACCCGCCGCAGAACCUACAGAACCUCUGCAUGCUGAGCCUGAGAAGCAGGCUGCGCCUGGGGAUAAAGAUGUUACAAUGGUCGAUGUGAACGGGGCAACGAAAAGUGGUCUCGACAAGGAGGUUUUGGGUUCGAAAACGAAUGGGGUUGUCGUAGCAACUUCUACUAAAUUAUCUCCCGUACCUCAGCCUACAGAUACUUCUUCUUCUCGUGAUAUACAAAUGGUCUCUCCCGCCUCCCCGGCUUCGCCUGUUAAUUCUCUGGCUGGCAAAGAACUACCUCCUUUAUCUCAAGGUGGUAUACAGUGGUAUAUGCAGCCGUUCGAUCCUAUCGGGACUACCGUUCAUGAGGAGAGAUGGACUGGUCGGGAAGUGCUCAGAGGGAUGAGUGAGGAGCUAAGCGAGAUCGGCGAGGACGAGCUUCGGAAUCUUGUCGGGGACGAGGCUCCCGAAUACGUUUCAGAUUUUCCAAUCGCGGGUCCUGAAGUAGGACCUAGCGGCGACGUCGCUAAGGAUACUGCCGCUGCUGGUGCCUUGAAACCGAAAACUCACAAGACCCGAAGGCGAUGGAAAGGUUUUAAAAGAUAA
Blastomyces dermatitidis ER-3 is the source of this 3462-nucleotide messenger RNA. RefSeq names its product NuA3 HAT complex component NTO1. Gene Ontology annotation, biological process: regulation of transcription by RNA polymerase II. The coding region runs from base 1 to 3462 and encodes 1153 amino acids. NCBI's taxonomy places the organism in Eukaryota, Fungi, Ascomycota, Eurotiomycetes, Onygenales, Ajellomycetaceae. The record is from RefSeq and is a predicted model, not a curated record. The transcript has 2 exons.